Oncorhynchus keta (chum salmon) is the source of this 4185-nucleotide messenger RNA. Its product is annotated as protein turtle homolog A-like. Gene Ontology annotation, molecular function: protein binding. Gene Ontology annotation, biological process: cell-cell adhesion. The record is from RefSeq and is a predicted model, not a curated record. NCBI's taxonomy places the organism in Eukaryota, Metazoa, Chordata, Actinopteri, Salmoniformes, Salmonidae.
CUUUGCCACGGAGCAUCACAAUCAAAUGUGUCUGGAAGGUUGGUUAUUCUCUGCAUUUUAGGGGACCUUCUAACCGUGGAAGUAUCUUGAAUCUUUGCAUAUGCCUACCUGUUGAAUGUUACAGCGGGCGAGGAAACUUUUUGGCGAUACAACGCGUCUGUCAAUAAUUUGUUAAAGAAUUCAGCGCAGAAUCCACUAUCAUAUAUUUGCGGAUACCAUUCAAUGUUUCAGUAAGGAUCAGCAAAUCAGUUGAAACUUGUAACAACAUAUUUGGCACCUGAGAAUUAAACAAUUAAACACCUGCCACUUGUACACGCUGAAGACUAAAGGAAUUACUGAAAUAAGACUUCAAACUGACGCACUAAAUGGAAACACAACCUGCCUUUACUUGUAAAAGUGUAUAACGCAGGUAAAUGAUGCUGCAGGCUGUGUGACUGGCUACUAUGGGACCGAAGAGGGGCUAUUUCGUGGAUGUCACCAUGGUGACUGCACUCUGCCUGCUGUGUGUCAGCCAUGGUCAGAAGCCGGAGGUGCGUGCCAAGGAAGGGGGUGUGGUGGAGAUGGAGUGUAGACUGCCACCCACGGACACGGGUGCGUCUGUGUCCCUGCACGUGGUGGAAUGGGUGCGCCAGGGCUUCGAGAUCCCAGUCCUGAUCAAGUUUGGAGUGUAUGCUCCUCGGGUGCAUCCCAACUACGAGGGCCGUGUGUCUCUGGUCAGGAACACUGUUCUGAGAGUGAAGGGGCUCCUCGUGGAGGACCAGGGCCUGUACGAGUGUCGCAUCCUCCUGUUGGACCAAACCACAGACGAGACCCACAAUGGGACCUGGACCCUACUGUCUGUAACUGCUCCUCCUAUUUUCACCAAGACCCCUCCCCCUGCCCUGGAGGCUCUAGUGGGGAAUUCUCUCUCUCUAGCCUGUGUUGCUCGUGGCAACCCACCACUCACCAUAACCUGGGCUAAAGAUGGUACUCUGAUUGGAGGAGACAACGUUGAGCUGCUGAGUGGGACGUUGUCUCUCAGAGCAGUGAGCACGGAGGCCGGAGGACGGUAUGACUGUCUCGCCACCAACACACAGGGCAAUGUGACUCAUGUUACAAAGCUGAAGGUCAAAGGUCCUCCAGUUAUUGUCAUCCCCCCGAAUAACACGGUCCUCAACAUGACCCAGAAUGCCCUGCUGCGGUGCCAGGCCGUGGCUGAUCCCCCCAACAUGACCUAUGUGUGGCAGAGGCAGGGAGAGAACGUCCAUCACAUAGAGCCUCUAAAGUCCCGGGUGAAGAUCAUGGUGGACGGCACCCUCCUCAUCACCCGCAUCACCCCAGACGAUUCUGGGAACUAUACCUGCAUGCCCACUAAUGGCCUGUUAACUCCGCCUACUGCUUCCGCCAGUCUCACUGUGAGACGCCCUGCCCAGGCUCUCCAGAUGCCUCAGCAGACGUAUCUCCCCACAGGCCUGGGGGGUCUGGUCUCCUGCCCUGCGAGAGCCCAGCCCCUCCUGCUCCGUGUUGAUUGGACCAAGGAUGGACAGCCACUGGAUCUUUCCAUAAGGAAUCAAUAUUAUGCCAUAUGCAACAGGCGUGUACAACUGCACCCCCUACAACAGCUUCGGGACCAUGGGCCAAUCAUCCUACAGGACCCCCCGUCACUCAACGUGUCUCCCCGAAAGGUGUAUCGAGAGGAGGUGGGGAGGACGCUUGUUAUCCCCUGCCAGACCACUGGAGAGCCAGCCCCUACUGUAACCUGGAGCAAGGUUGCACCUGCCACACUCUCUCAGUACUCUGUAGCAGCCAACGGCUCCCUGCUACUGCUUUCUCUCAGUAAAGACCACCAGGGGGAGUGGGAGUGCAGUGUUACCAGCCGCGUGGGAACUGUCAAAGCCAGCACUCUCAUCUCAGCGCUGAGCACCAGUCCCCAUGCUGCCACCCUGGUGUCUGUGUUUCCAGGGGUCAAGCAGGCCAAUGUGUCCUGGGAACCCGGCUUUGAUGGGGGAUACCCCCAGAAGUUCACUGUCUGGUUGAAGCAGAUGUCUGUGGGUGACAGUGGGGAGAAACAGGAGUGGCUCUCUGUGCCCGUGCCCUCCUCUUCUGGCUCCAGUCUGCAGGUGACGGGGCUGGUCCCUGACACAGAGUACCAGUUCAGUGUCCUGCCACACAACAAAGUGGGCACUGGGCCUUUCAGUGAGAUCGCCACCGUCCGAACUCUGAAUACACUCCCAAGGAGAGCGAAACUAGAGCCGCCCACAUCGCUGUUAGCCAAUCAGAGCUUGGCAGGUAUAGUCCUGCAAUGGUCUCCUGUGGCUCAGUUCCCGCCCGUCACUGGAUUUGUCCUCCAAUCUCGCGCAGAGCAAGGGGAGUGGUUCAAUCUAGAUGAGGACAUCAGUGCCAAUAGAACUGUGAUGAUCGUUCCAGGUCUGCGCCAGUCCCUGUUACUCACUCCCUCUGAGACCAAUCAACAGAUAUCAUCCCCUGCUUUAGCUGCCUUAGAGACAUUUAUAUUGGUUAUGAAAAUCAAAUCUAGCUUUAUUUAGAUACAUUUCAGACAUGGAAUGCAACACAAUAUGCUUCACAGGAAAAAAGUAAUAAAAACAAUUCAAAUAAAAACUGAAAAAAGGACAAUAAAAACUGAACCAUCUAAAAGCACCCUAAGGAAAGUAAAGCUGAAAAGGUCUAUUUUAAAUAUGUCCACAGUGUUGGCCCCCCUCAGGUUCUCUGGCAGGCUAUUCCAGAGGCAGGGGCAUAAUAACUAAAGACUGUCUCUCCAUGCCUCUUGGUCCUAGGCUUUGGGAUAGUUAAAAGGCCAGUGUCAGAGGACCUGAGGGACCUACUGGGUACAUAACUUAAAAGCAUGUCUGACAUUUAUUGUGGUGUACAAUCGUGGAUUGAUUUAAAAACCAAUAGAAUAGUCUUAAAAUGUAUUCACAUGCAGCCAGUGUAGAGACCUUAAAACUGGUGUUAAAGGUGCUAUCUAGAACCUAAAAUGGUUUUUUGGCUGCUCUCAUAGGAGAAACUUUUAAAUAACCAUUUUUAGUUCCAGGUAGAACAUUUCUGGGCCCAGGUAGAACCCUUUUGGGAUCCAUGAAGAACCCUUUCCACAGAGGGUUCAACAUGGAACCCAAAAGGGUUCUCCUAUGGUGACAGCUGAAGAACCGUUUUGGACACAAAUUUGUUUACAUCCUAGUUAGUAAGCAUUUCUCGUUUGCCAAGAUAAUCCUUCCACCUGACAGGUGUGGCAUACUAAACAGCAUGAUCAUUACACAGGUACACCUGGGAUCUGGGGACAGUAAAAGGCCGCUCUAAAAUGUGCAGUUUUGACACACAACACAAUUCUACAGAUGUCUCAAGUUUUGAGGGAGCAUGCAAUUGGCAUGCUGACUGCAGGAAUGUCUACCAGAGCUGUUGCCAGAUAAUUUAAUGUUAAUUUCUCUACCACAAGCCGCCUCCAACGUUGUUUUAGAGAAUUUGCCAGUACGUCCAACCGGCCUCACAACUGCAGACAAUGUGUAUGGUGUUGUGUGGGUGAGCGGUUUGAUGAUGUCAUCAUUGUGAACAGAGCACCCCAUGGUGGCGCUGGGGUUAUGGAAUGGGCAGGCAUAAGCUAUGGACCACAAACACAAUUGCAUUUUAUUGAUGGCAGUUUGAAUGCACAGAGAUACCGUGACGAGAUCCUGAGGCCCAUUGUCGUGCCAGUCAUCCUCUGCCGUCACCUCAUGCUUCAGCAUGGAAGCUGAAAAUGUCCCAGUUCUUCCAUGGCCUGUGUACUUACCAGACAUGUCAACCAUUAGCGCUGUUUGGGAUGCUCUGGAUCGAUGUGUACGACAGCGUGUUCCAGUUCUCGCCAAUAUCCAGCAACUUCGCACAGCCCUACCUUUUUUUUCAGGUAUCUGUGACCAACCAAUGCAUAUCUGCAUUCCCAGUCCUGUGAAAUCCAUAGAUUAGUGCUUAAUUUAUUUAUUUAAAUGGACUGAUUUCCUUAUGUGAACUGUAGCUCAGUAAAAUCUUGAACGUUGUUGCACAUGUGUUUGCAUUUUUGUUCAGUAUAUAUCCUUCCUCCCCUCUCUGUCUGCCUCAUUUUGUCCCUCUCCUUCUCUUCCCUAAAUCUGAAUUCAGAUGAUCCUGAUUAGCAUUCCAGGCGCUAUCCCAUGUUGACAAAGUGUGGUUUCAUCCCCCUACCCCUCCAUCCUCCCGUGU